Molecule: messenger RNA, 4065 nt
Organism: Daktulosphaira vitifoliae (grape phylloxera)
Lineage: Eukaryota; Metazoa; Arthropoda; Insecta; Hemiptera; Phylloxeridae
Exons: 17
Coding region: 282-3446 (1054 amino acids)
Biological process (GO): positive regulation of protein tyrosine kinase activity; neuromuscular junction development
Molecular function (GO): protein kinase binding
Source: RefSeq, a predicted model, not a curated record
GCGCGACCAGUCUGGCUGCGUUCACCGAGUCGCGUGGUCUCGUCGUGUUCAUGACCGACCGAUCGUCAGUCCGCGACAAAACGUGCGAAACUUGCGAAUUUUUUAAGUUUUUCCUUGACUUAAAUGUUUCAAGUGUUUCAACGAUAUAGUAAUCGAUGAUUUUAUGGAGUGCGACGUUUUUUUUUUCAUUCGAUGGUGCCAUGUGAGUAAACUGUGCGAAUGUUUUAAUUCCGUGCAGUAAUUUUUUAUUAAUUAGUGUAAGUUGCGUGAGUGUCAAUAGAAUGACGGAUUUCAACACGGUCAUCGAAGGUACUGUCAAGUUUCGGGAUGGAAAGAAAUGGAAAUCCAGGUGGUGCGUGAUGCGAAAGCUAUCUCCUGUUGCAGGUAAUGAAAUUUGUAACAGUUCAAUCAAUUUUACUGAUUGUUUACACUUGCAAUUGUACAGAGACAGCAAAGAUCGAUACAAACAAGGACAAACAAAAGCUUCUCUAUCAUUGCAGCAAUUUUUAGGAGUAGAAUCGGGGUUUACCUUAGACAAAGAAUCAAACACGAUAGCUAUCAUCUGUCAAGACGUGACUGUCGUAUUAGCUUUUGAUACUAGGGAGCGACUUAUUCAAUGGCAAGUGAAAAUAUCUGCAAAUUUAGGAGACGACCAACAGUUCUUGAUCCAAAUUGCGUCAUGUCCUACAAAAUCGAAAAUAUCAGCUGGGCCAGCUCGACUACACAUACAAGAUUUAAGAUUUUCACUAACGACCGGCGUACCCCCAAAAUUAGCUGGAGUUUGGGAGCUAAGAUACCUUAGGAAAUAUGGUGUGAUAGAAAAUCGAUUUUGUUAUGAGGGUGGUUCAAGGUGUGGAAAAGGAGAAGGUCUGUUUGUGUGUUUUACCGAUCAAGGUGACGAGAUCACUAGAUGUAUGAACCUAGCGGCUGAAAGUAAACUAGCCUCUAGAAAGCGAUUCCUUACAAGAAAUAUGUCUGUUUUAGAAAGUCCAUCUAGAAGAGGAGGUCUGUUAUCUCGACUAGACUCCAGAGCUUCAGAAUAUGGAGGAGACCAAUGUUCUUUUAUUCAACAUUCGCAUGACCGCAAUAACGAAGACAACUCAUGUUGGCCAUCGAACGAAAGUCGACUGGAUAAUUCUGACUUUGGAGAUACAGCCUCUGUCGGUGACUUCCCCGAUCACUCAAACUCACAGGAAUGCACUUGGACUCCUGAAAUAGCUUUAGAACGAUGUGCUAGCUGUAUUAGUAAAUUAGGAGCAUUAUCCAGGUCAUCAACUAUGGCCAACACCCCAGGUAGUAUUGGAUUCAACCCAGCCUGGACUAUGGAUAAUGACAUAUCCACGCAAAUGACCAAUGGUCAUCAAUGUUGUGGUGGAUAUGUAUCAUCACAGAGCAGCAGUAGUGGGGGAAGUGGUUCCGUUUGUAGCACUGAAUAUUCUGUGCCUCGAAAAGUUUCAUCGAAUACCGUAAAUGAGAAAAUCAAUAAAUGUCAACCGGAAACUUGUACGUCGAUAACACCAAGUAGACCUCCAAAACCAAUUCAUAUGAAACAGGAAACCAACACUGCAGUGAAAAAAGCUCCGAUGCCAUUACCAUCGCAACCGGAGAACUCAACGUGUACGUGUAGAUGUUCCUCUGCCACCAAUAAAUCUCAACUACAACAACCAAAACAAUACUACCUCAAUAAUUACGACACUCCAAAGUCUGUCGCCUUAAAGCACAAUACAUCAUACUUAUCGACUAUACAAGACGAAUAUUAUGACACUCCUAGAAACAUUAAGUCAGUUUUAGAGGUCAAUCCCUACGGUAACUACGAUACUCCACCCUCUCCAGUAGCAGUUCACAAAAAAAAAUCUGCAGCCAGUACGGCUAAACCGCAAAUAGAAGAUAAUUGUAAUGUUUUUGUAUGUCCGUGCCAAAAGUCCAUUAGUUGCUGGUCAAAUAACUACAAAGCAAUGCCUCUUUGCAAUAAUUUGAAUCAUACAAACAAUGGUUUCCGAUCGAUCAACUACUCUCCGGAUUGCCAAGGACAAAAGACUGUCAUUUACGCCACUGUGGACGUUACAAAGAAAAAGAAGCACACAGAUCUCUCCGACACAUGUACUAAUUAUAUGAACUUGGAACCUGGCAAAGAUCAAUCUGCGAUGACGAUGACAACGACAGCUGAUCGGAAAACAGCUGAAAACUACAUGAACUUAGAAUUUAGCGAAUCGCUGUGUCACUACGAAAAUGCCAAGAGCGUGUUGACUAAGGUCGGCAUGGCACCCGUAGCAGCCAUGUAUGACAACAAGUGCAGCAAGUGCGGUCAUCAAACAAUGGAACGCGAUGAAAACGGAAGUUGUAGUAGUGCCGGCAGUGAUUACAUGACAAUGGAACCGGUUAACGGACGAAUGAUUGAAGUUAAGCGUAACUUGUUCCCCGGUUACUUGCAUAUGUCGCCAGCUGCUGGUCAACGCGACAUGCUUAAAAACGUGUUGAAUAAGGGUCUGGCUGAAAAGUCGGUUAGCAUACCGAGUCUUAAUGAAUAUAAUGUUGGCGGUGCACCGAUAAACAAGACUCUUACUCGAGUAGAAGAACCCCGAAGACGCUCUAGUUCAGCAGGGUCGUCUACGACGGUCGACAGCAAUAGAUACGACGAUGACGACGAGGAACAACAGAAUGUAUCGGCGACUGAUCAACCGUCCAGCGGCCGGACAUCAUCCGCCGACAGUAUGACUAGUCAGAUCGCCAAGUGCCCCAGCGGUGGAGUGUCGAGAGACGAUCAACAAGCCGCCGUUUUAGUUCACAUAAGACGAUCGUCUAGCGUACCGUGUAAAAACAACCGGGACUCGUCCAGUUCCAAUGAUUCAGGCGUGUCCACUGGUUCAUUGAGGUACCGCGGAGCCGAUUUCGCGGAAUUCGAAUUGCCACUCACCACAUCCAUGUCGACCAUGCGGCACAGACGCAAUGUAGCUCGAGACAGCACGCUUAUGACCGGUGGAUGUGUCCACGGUUCGCUUCCAAGGCGAUCCAAAUCAACAGAUAGACUUAAAGAACUAAGUUUCAGAUUUCAAAGAUUUGCCGGACCCAUGAAAUCCUCGUCUGCUGGCGCCGAAGUACCCGUUUGCAUGAAAAAAGAAAAAGGGUACAAUUUAAAUACAGAAGGUAUAACGGCAAUUCCGUUUUUGGAUUCACAAAGCACAAGUAGCUGCACUUCAGAUAUGAGCGAUUACAUUGAAACAUUAUCAUUAUCUUCACACAGUUCAUCAGACACCAACAACGAAAAUCUCAGAUUUGGUCGACCUGCAACUAAAACAACCCUCAAACCUCGUUCCGGAAAAGAGUAUCACCAAAUUGGAUAUUUUCUUGAUGGUGAUCCUAAAGUAAAAUCUAAUGUACCUCCAGUCCCUGAAAAAUCUGAAAGUUCUUCAACAUACCUCUCAACGCAAAAAACAAAUAAAGCUUAAUUAAAAAUAUAUAUAUAUAUAUAUUGAAGUGCAUGAUAACAUUUCAUUGGGUACCAUUAGUUUUUACUUGAUUUAACUCAGAAAAACUUUACGUUUUGCAAAAAUCUUAAAAUUUUAUAAUAGAAAUUUUGUUAAAAUAUCGACACAAUACAUAAAUGAUACCCAUAUACAUGUGUACAAAAAAUGUAUAAUUAAACUAUACAUUAACUUUUAUUGAAAAUAACAUAUCACAAUAUAUUGUAUAAAAUAUUAAAAUAGUAUACUUAUUAAUAAUAAUGAUGUAGUAUUAUAGCAUUAAAUCGAAGACUGCUAACUUAAAAGUAAACUACACAUAAUAUACAAGUGUACCUUAUGUCUGUACAUUUAUAUAAAGUAUUAUAUAUAUAUAUAUAUAUGUAAUAACGUCUUAGUCUAAGAACUAGUCAUCUUUAGUUAAUUUUUUAUUAUCUGUAGUGGAAUUAUCCCGUUAAAAAAUAAUGUACUAUAAUAAUAAAUGUAUAAAAUUAUACUAGUUGAUAAAUAUUUUUAAAUAUGUACAAUGUGUUUCAAUCAAUAUGAACAUUUAUCUUAUGUACAUUAAACAUAUUUUGUAUGGAUUUUUUAAUAACGAAUUCACACG